CGACAACCAACCCCGACACCCAAGUACGACAGCCUCUCUUCUCAACCCCCAAACUUCUGGCUAACAUUCUCUGACUCGGCUUUACAGAGAAAUCCGUCAAAAUGGUCAAGAAGAGGGCUAACAACGGUCGCAACAAGAACGGCCGCGGCCACGUCAAGCCCGUGCGCUGCUCCAACUGCGCCCGCUGCACUCCCAAGGACAAGGCCAUCAAGAGAUUCACCAUCCGCAACAUGGUUGAGUCCGCUGCCAUCCGUGAUAUCUCCGACGCCUCCGUCUUCACCGACUACGCCGUCCCCAAGAUGUACCUCAAGCUGCAGUACUGCGUCUCGUGCGCUAUCCACGGCAAGAUCGUUCGUGUCCGCUCCCGGGAAGGUCGCCGCAACCGUGCCCCUCCCCCUCGCAUCAGGUACAACAAGGACGGCAAGAAGCUGAACCCCCCUCAGGCCGCUAAGGCUCUCUAAGGAAGUUCCGGAAAAAAUGGAAUUAGUUUAAACGACAUUGAAUGUUACACUUCCCUUUUUCUGUGACCAGACUCUUACUCGGUUCAAUCGAAAUGAAUGGAUUUCGCUUUCGGGGUUGAAAAGGGUUUAAUUAGUCUCGGGGUAUGGGACUCAAUAAGACAAUACCAAAAAUGACGAUAAAGAUCAUGUUGCAGUCUAAUGUUUCUAAACCCGUACGCAAGGCCUGGCGUACAUGAAAGCACUCGUUCUCGAAUGUUUCCCUGGUAAUUUAAGCCAUUUGCACAUGAUAGUGUGCCUAGUUCCAAGUGUCCAAGAUUGGAGUUUCUCCUCUUGA
Molecule: messenger RNA, 795 nt
Organism: Aspergillus calidoustus
Lineage: Eukaryota; Fungi; Ascomycota; Eurotiomycetes; Eurotiales; Aspergillaceae
Source: the annotation of a GenBank genome assembly